Messenger RNA from Aspergillus sclerotioniger CBS 115572, 1313 nucleotides. RefSeq names its product Yip1 domain protein. The transcript has 4 exons. NCBI's taxonomy places the organism in Eukaryota, Fungi, Ascomycota, Eurotiomycetes, Eurotiales, Aspergillaceae. Gene Ontology annotation, cellular component: trans-Golgi network; membrane. The coding region runs from base 225 to 1124 and encodes 299 amino acids. The record is from RefSeq and is a predicted model, not a curated record. Gene Ontology annotation, biological process: endoplasmic reticulum to Golgi vesicle-mediated transport.
CGCGGGCUGCUCCUCCAGCUCCCCCAUCCGGGUUUCAGCUCCAUUGCGUCUUAUAACUCAGCCCGUGAUUCUCUGGAUAUUCGUCCUCUGGGUACAGCCGGUCUGUCCAGUAGCCUUCUUUCUGCACCUUUAGGAGCGGGCAAUGUGCCUGUAGUGGUGAUCGAUCUACUCCGCAACCAACCCGUACCUGAACCCAACCAGUUGACCACAACUCCGUGUCCACCAUGGCCAGCGCACACGCACACUAUCCCCACGGAGACAUCCGAGACGAUGAAUCAAUCCUCGAUGACGACGUGAUUGAAGCUGAUGAUGCCAUCGACGCCGAUGACCCCUUCAAUGAUACAUCCGAUACGGCUCCUCUGCGAGGAAACAUCCAGCCCGAAGCUUCUAGCUCCCGCGGCGCCAACAUCUCCGGAAAUUACCUGACCUCCUCGAUUCCCGGCGAGGACCGGCGCGCGACUCAGAGCACUAUCGAUGAAACUGUGUGGGAGACGCUUUCGCGCGACUUGCGGGCGGUCUGGGAGAAGAUGCGGCAGGUUCUGUGGCCUAAGUACUUGAUCGGUGGGAUGCUGCAACGGGGCGGAGGUGGCAUUGGAGCGGCGGAGCGAGGCGAGGCCACGGGUUUCGGGGGUGGCUUGAGGAACAUGGUAGGACGCUGGCCGGAUGCCGAUGUUGUGCUCCAGGGCGGAAUGAGUGAGGGUUUACGUGAUUGGGAUCUUUGGGGCCCGCUGAUUUUCUGCCUCCUCCUGAGUAUGUUCCUAUCGAUGCGCGCCAAGGGCGACCAGGCAUCACUCGUUUUUUCGGGAGUCUUUUCGAUCGUGUGGAUUGGGGAAGCGGUGGUGACGCUGCAGAUCAAGCUUCUUGGCGGGAAUAUCUCCUUCUUCCAGUCGGUUUGUAUUAUCGGAUACACCCUGUUCCCCCUGGUCAUUGCGUCGGUUCUUAGUGCUUUUGGGCUCCCGACCAUUGCGCGGAUACCUGUGUAUCUCGUGCUGAUUGCGUGGUCGAUGGCGGCUGGGGUGAGUAUCCUGGGAGGGUCGGGCGUGCUGCGGAACCGGGUGGGCAUUGCGGUGUAUCCACUGUUUGUGUUUUAUGUCGCGAUCGGGUGUCUCUGCUUCAUCAGUUAGGAACGGACCGGGACAUGUCGGAGGGGUAUGGUGGACUGAAGCGAAACUCGACGGGGGGCGGAGGGUGUUAAGUGUUGGCGUGUAUUUCAUGUCGUAUUGACUCCGGAUGAUUUCCCUUCUGUGUUUGUAUGUUGUGCGAUAGAGAACUGGCCCUGAUGCGCUAUCCAAUGGGUUCUGCACAAGUCGUAG